AUGAAUACUGUCGAGCAAGCCAGCACUAUCGAUCGCCUUCGAGACUACUACGACUUGACGCUUUUCCGGGAUCGAAAGAUGUGCGAGUUGGGCAAAAUUUCUGUGGCCCGACAGUCCAAAGAGUACGGCAAGCGCAUACCAUUUUCAGACCUGCCGAAAACGUUCCAAGACGCUGUGACUGUAGUACGUAAGCUCGGACUCACACAUCUAUGGAUCGAUGCCCUUUGUAUAGUGCAAGACGACGAGGCGUCGUUGUCCAAGGAGAUCAGUAGAAUGAACGAGGUGUACGCUGGCUCUACCUUCACUGUUGCCUUGGCCAAUGCUCCAGAGACGGACGCAGGCUUCCUGGGGACGAGAUGGCCGUUGUCCUGGCAGGAUUGUUGGCUUACCGAAGAGGGGAAUGUCAACAUCGUUGCCCAUGCGGAUGCAGGCCAACAACAUUCUGCUAUGCCUGGAUUCUGUCCUCUCGAUAAGAGAGGAUGGGUAGUACAGGAAAGAUUACUGUCUCCUCGUACCAUCUACUACGGCAAAGAGCAUAUAUUCUGGGAUUGUAGACAGACCUCAGACCACGAGCAGCAACCUUUCGAAGGCUCCAAUGCAUACGGCGGAGCUCAAAAGGAAGAGGACAAGAAAUUCAAUAUUCGGGAGCAUGACGUCCUCCUGGACAAUGGCAUGACAGGAAAGCUAAAGCGUUGCUACAGCAAGCUCCAGAUGCUGGACGUUGAUGGACGCGAUCUGAUGUGGGAGUCGAUACUGCGAACAACCUGGCAUCUCAUUGUUUCAGCUUACACGAAUUCGACGCUAUCGCUCGACCAAGAUAAAAGUCGUGCGUUGGCAGGAGCUGGUGCUCUGAUCCAGAAGAAAUUCAGCAUGAAGGCGUCUUUUGGCCUAUGGCAUGAUUUCUUCUUGACGGAUCUUCUCUGGUUUCCGCUUCGAGCAGAGGGACCGCAUCCGGACCCGGAGCUAUUUGAUCGAGCGCCGUCCUGGUCCUGGAUGGCACGAAACCGAGCAGUGUAUAACCCUUGGAUAGUAGACAUGGCUUCUCGUGCCAUGUUUGACGGCAGGUACGCUUAUCUCAUCGAUGCACAGCUGAAGGCUGAGCUUAUAACGCUGCCCGAGCCUACAGAAUUCAGCGUCGCUCUAGGCCAGAUACACGACUUCGGACCAUAUGCCACUCGUCUUCGUGGUCCUUUGCUCAAAGUCAAGUGGGGUCAGGACAUGACAGAGCGGCCAGAUGAAUGGCGGCAUGACAAUGGAUAUUUUGUUACGACUGACCGAAAGCUUGCGUUGGAGCGGGAGUCAGACCAUGAGCAUGAGCAUAGGAAUUUCCGUGCUGACUACAUUUUACCUGCCGACCUGGACCUAUUCUGUCUGCUUGUCACGGAGACCAGAAAUGAAGCUAAAGGAAUGAUCGACAAGCAGCUGGGACUCAUUUUGGAGAAGAUGGAUGGACCCGAUCGUUAUAGGAGGGUUGGGGCCUUGCAGCAUGCCCUUUCCGACCGCGCAUGUGAAGCUUGUGCAUUAUUCCCGGACGAUGCGCCCAUCGCCGAGGUGGACAUCAUCUGA
Messenger RNA from Cercospora beticola, 1566 nucleotides. RefSeq lists its product as uncharacterized. NCBI's taxonomy places the organism in Eukaryota, Fungi, Ascomycota, Dothideomycetes, Mycosphaerellales, Mycosphaerellaceae. The record is from RefSeq and is a predicted model, not a curated record.